UGCAGAGCACCGUCCCUCCUUCCCUCGGUCUGCCCUGUGAGAGGAGUACCGGGAUCGAGGCCCAGACCAUGUCCCAGCUGGUGGAAUGUGUUCCCAACUUCUCCGAGGGGAACAAGCAGGAGGUGAUUGACGCCAUCUCCCGAGCCGUGGCGCAGACCCCGGGCUGUGUGCUGCUAGAUGUGGACGCGGGCCCCUCCACCAACCGUACCGUCUACACCUUUGUAGGGCAACCCAAGGACGUGGUGGAGGGGGCCCUCAAUGCUGCGCGGGCUGCCUUCCGGCUCAUCGACAUGAGCCAGCACAAAGGGGAGCACCCUCGGAUGGGAGCCCUGGACGUGUGCCCCUUCAUCCCGGUGAGGGGCGUCACCAUGGACGAGUGUGUGCUCUGUGCCCAGGCCUUUGGCCAGCGACUGGCGGAGGAACUGGGUGUGCCGGUGUACCUCUACGGGGAGGCGGCGCAGACAGCCGGUCGUCGGGCCCUGCCAGCCAUCCGGGCCGGGGAGUAUGAGGCCCUCCCUGAGAAGCUCAAGCAGGCCGAGUGGGUGCCUGACUUCGGUCCCAGCUCCUUCGUCCCCAGCUGGGGAGCCACUGUCACAGGGGCACGGAAGUUCCUCAUUGCGUUCAACAUCAACCUGCUCAGCACCAAGGAGCAGGCCCACCGCAUCGCCCUCAACCUCCGGGAGCAAGGGCGCGGGAAGGACAAGCCAGGACGCCUGAAGAAGGUUCAGGGCAUUGGCUGGUACUUGGAUGAGAAGAACCUGGCCCAAGUGUCCACAAACCUCCUGGACUUUGAGGUCACAGCACUGCAUACGGUCUAUGAGGAGACCUGCAGAGAGGCCCAGGAGCUGAGCCUUCCGGUGGUGGGCUCACAGCUGGUGGGCUUGGUGCCUCUGAAGGCCCUUCUGGAUGCCGCUGCCUUCUACUGCAAGAAGGAGAAUCUCUUCAUCCUGGAGGAGGAGCACCGCAUCAGGCUGGUGGUGAACCGGCUGGGCCUGGACUCUCUAUCCCCUUUCAACCCUAAGGAGAGGAUCAUCGAGUACCUGGUCCCCAACAGUGGGCCUGAGCAGAGCCUGGUGAGCAAGUCUCUGUGUGCCUUCGUCCGUGAGGUGGGCGCCCGCUCCGCGGCCCCGGGGGGUGGCUCAGUGGCAGCGGCCAGUGCAGCCAUGGGUGCCGCGCUGGCCUCCAUGGCCGGCCUGAUGACCUAUGGGCGGCGCCAGUUUGAACACCUGGAUGCCACCAUGCGGCUCCUGAUCCCGCCCUUCCACGCGGCCUCUGCUGAGCUGACCGCGCUGGUGGAUGCAGACGCCCGGGCCUUCCAGGCCUACCUGGAGGCAACGAAGCUGCCCAAGGACACACCUGAGGACAGGGACAGGCAUGCGGCUGCCCUGCAGGAGGGGCUGAGGCAGGCGGUGGCCGUGCCCCUGGCGCUAGCAGAGAAGGUGGCCUCGCUGUGGCCCGCGCUGCAGGAGCUGGCACAGUGUGGAAACCUGGCCUGCCGGUCCGACCUGCAGGUGGCGGCCAAAGCCCUGGAGACAGGCGUGUUUGGGGCAUAUUUCAACGUGCUCAUCAACCUGAAGGAUGUCACCGACAGCGCAUUUAAGGAGCAGACCCGCCAGCACAUCUCCAGCCUCCUGCAGGAAGCCAAGACCCAGGCAGCGCUGGUGCUGGACCGCUUGGAGGCCCGGCAGGAGUGAGGACGCCGGAGACCUCGUGGGCUCUGCACCCCUCGGUGCCCCUCCCCCUUCCCAGAAGGGUCCAGCCUCGCCCGACAGCAUAGGACAGCCUCCAGUCACCACCCCUGUGGGGCCCGGGGCGGGCUGGGCAGGGCCAGGGCUCUGUUUGGGGUGGCAGAACCACCUCCCGCCAUCUCUUGUGGCUUCUAGUAAAGUCACGGCAUAACAAUA
This is a messenger RNA of Panthera uncia (snow leopard), 1904 nucleotides long. It is a transcript of the gene FTCD, whose product is annotated as formimidoyltransferase cyclodeaminase. Lineage: Eukaryota; Metazoa; Chordata; Mammalia; Carnivora; Felidae. Gene Ontology annotation, molecular function: folic acid binding; transferase activity. Bases 69 to 1694 code for a protein of 541 amino acids. The record is from RefSeq and is a predicted model, not a curated record. The transcript is spliced from 14 exons.